GCUUAUCUUAUCUUAGUUGAACUGGUUCACGUUAUCCGUGUAAAAUCGGUGACUUCAUCUGAAAGAGCUAGAGCUAGGGUUAGGGGUUAGAGUCAAAGAUAGAUAACUCUGCUAUAGCUAAUUUUAUUUAAUUUUUUUUUUAGUCUACUGGCUAGCUAGUGUUUACUAGCUUUAGAAUUUAAGCCGAGCUCUCUGCUUAGAACAUUUUGUCAACUCCUUUACAUUCAGUUAGCAGACGGUCGGAAUUCCAGUGAAUUAUGAUGCAUUAUUACAUUCAGUUAAAUACGCCUUAUAUGAGUAUACCGGCUAGGCGAGUUAGACGAAGCAAGUGGGCGUUGAUGAGUGUGUUCACCGAAACACUGACAUUAUUCUUUAGAAAGCCACGUGUCUGUACUGGUAUAACUCUGUUAUUGUUUAGAAAACCACGUGUCGGUACUGCGUUUGUUGACCUGAAGCCACAGGACCCUUUAGUAGCCAUUGUAUCCGCCAGCCUAAAAUUCUACAAAUUCGCUGGUAAAGCUAAGAUAGCUUUCUAAAUAAAUAUAUAGGGAAAAAAAUAUAAUAUAAUUUUACUCUGGAUUAACGGGAAAUCGAGAAAGAUUCAUUUGAAGAGAAGGCUAUUUUGUACAUUGGGUUGAGUUGCGCCCAGAUUGCGACAGGAUGCAGGAUGUGCAGCGGAUGUACGAUACGCGUCACACCGGAUGUCGUCUGGUGUGAUCUAGCAGGCUAGCCGACGUUAGUCCACCAGGUGUUGCUUUCCAAAAUCAAGUGACCCUGUUAGACUUGGCGAUUUUGCCGGUGAUGUACAUGAAGUAGAGCGUCUGUGCUUAUAUGGCCGUGGGUAGCUGGUAGUACGCAUGCGUGCUCUCCCGUGCUGUAGUUCUAGCUGCUGAGUGAUGGCGUGUAGUUAACCAGCUGUUUAUUCCUCUAAACGUCUUUUAUAUUAUUUCUUUGUCACUUAUUCCUUGCUGGAAAUCGCGGUGUGCUUGACUAUUGUCUGUUUACCCUUCACAGAGAGGGAAGUGGUGGAUUUGGACGUGGGGUCUUGUGAGAGAAAGGAGUGAGUUGUUCUGCUGUCCAGGCAUGGAAACAGAUUCACAUUAAGGAGUGUUUGAAAUGUCUCCUGGACCUGGUGCACACGUUGGCAUCUUAGUGUGUGUGUUGUGUUGUUCGUGAUAAGAGGACCCGUGGUUCCAGAUGUGCCCAUGAAACCCCUGUUUCAGCGCCGGCUUCAGAAACUGAGGCUGUAGGGGCCAGAAUAGUGAACCCAGCGAGGUCGUGCACUCGCUCUGUGAGACGGCGUCUGCAGCACCAUGGAGUCGUACCUGUUUCCCUUCGACGGUUUGCUCUGCAUGCUUCUGGGAAUCUCCUUCACCUUGUGGUUCACUCUCCUCCUCAUCUUCAUCAUCGUACCGGCGGUCUUUGGUGUGUCCUUCGGCAUACGGAGACUCUACAUGAAGUCACUGCUCAAGAUUUUUGAGUGGGCUACGCUGCGGAUGGAGAGAGGAGCCAGAGAGAAGAACCAGCAGCUCUAUAAACCUUAUAGCAAUGGCAUCAUUGCCAAGGAGCUGGUGUCUCUGGAGCAGGAGAUCCAGGAGGUCAGGCGCAGCGGCAUUCCUGCCCCGGAGCCCGAGUUCGACAUGUCCGACAUCUUCUCCUUCUGCCGGCGCGGCGUGGAGAGCAUCGUGGACGACGAGGUGACCAAGCGCUUCACGGCCGAGGAGCUGGAGUCCUGGAACCUGCUCACACGCAGCAACUACAACUUCCAUCACAUCAGCACCAGGCUGACCGUGCUGUGGGGGGUCGGCGUGCUCGUCCGCUACGCCAUUCUACUGCCCCUCAGGGUCACUUUGGCCUUCACCGGCGUUGGGCUGCUUGUGGUUCUCACUUCUCUUAUUGGCUUGCUGCCAAAUGGAUGGGUGAAGAGCUCUCUCAGUGAGAAGGCCCAUCUGAUGUGCUACCGGAUCUGCGUGCGGGCCCUGACCGCCAUCAUCACAUACCACGACAGUGAAAACAAACCCAAAAACGGCGGGAUCUGCGUGGCCAAUCAUACGUCGCCUAUAGAUGUCAUAAUCCUGGCUAGUGACGGAUGCUAUGCGAUGGUGGGGCAGGUCCACGGCGGUCUGAUGGGAGUUAUCCAGCGAGCCAUGUUGAAAGCUUGUCCACACAUCUGGUUUGAGCGGUCUGAAGUGAAAGACAGACACCUAGUGGCCAAACGGCUCAGUGAUCAUGUUGCAGACAAAACCAAACUGCCGAUUCUCAUUUUCCCAGAGGGCACCUGCAUUAACAACACGUCGGUGAUGAUGUUUAAGAAGGGCAGCUUUGAAAUCGGCUGCACUGUCUAUCCUGUGGCCAUAAAGUAUGACCCGCGGUUUGGGGAUGCGUUCUGGAACAGCAGUAAGUUUGGCAUGGUGAACUACCUUCUCCAUAUGAUGAGCAGCUGGGGUGUCGUCUGCAGUGUGUGGUACCUGCCGCCUAUGAGGAGAGAGGAGGGUGAGGACGCCGUCCAGUUUGCCAACCGUGUAAAGGCUGCUAUUGCUAGGAAGGGCGGCCUGGCCGACCUCUUAUGGGACGGAGGGCUAAAACGUGAGAAGGUGAAGAAGGUCUUCAAAGAGGAACAGCAGAAGAUGUACAGUAAAGUGCUGGUGGGGGUCAGCGAGGACUCGCAUGGGUCAGAGGUCGUGAGAGGCAGCGAGGACUCGCACGGGUCAGAGGUCGUGAGGGGCAGCGAGGACUUGCACGGGUCAGAGGUCGUGAGGGGCAGCGAGGACUCGCACAGGUCAGGGGGUCGUCACUGCUACGCGGCCUGGAGGGCAGGAGCCCUUGAGGAACCUGGCAGGACAUUCAUCCUGAACUGACCAGACAUGACCCCGCGUGAGCGAGACUGCUGCCUGUUUCUGGGCGUUCACUCACUGUGCACUCUCAGAGACGAUUCUUUGCACACUUUUGCACGAUAAGUCGCGGUGACGUUCAACUCUUGACAGACUUUGGUGUUCUUUGGGACUGAAUGUUACGCAGUGUUGCACCGAACUGAUUUCAUGCUGGUUUUUCUGUCUGUCUACUUUCUUUGCAGUCUGUUACAGUAGUUACACGUGUGUUGUCUAUUCCUGUGGUGCAUGUGCUUAAAGGCAGUGAUGAGCUGAUCUGUGCGUUGUUAGACACACAGUCUUACACUGGGACUCAGAAGACACAGGAGUCUUACACUGGGACUCAGACACUGUCUCUACAUGUUUGGUCGUCUUGUUUGUUUUUAAUAAAACACUAAUCAUUUUCUUUUUUUAAAA
Messenger RNA from Electrophorus electricus (electric eel), 3284 nucleotides. It is a transcript of the gene gpat4, whose product is annotated as glycerol-3-phosphate acyltransferase 4. Gene Ontology annotation, molecular function: glycerol-3-phosphate O-acyltransferase activity. Gene Ontology annotation, cellular component: endoplasmic reticulum. Lineage: Eukaryota; Metazoa; Chordata; Actinopteri; Gymnotiformes; Gymnotidae. Gene Ontology annotation, biological process: triglyceride biosynthetic process. The record is from RefSeq and is a predicted model, not a curated record.